GUUUGGACGCAUCUAAACUAGGAAGAUCAUGGCUAGAAGAAGCUCCGGAAGAAGCUCUGGAAGAUCUGCACCCCGUGCGGCUCCUCGUCAAGCACCAGCUCGUAAUCCCCCUGCACCAGCAAACCAUGCUCCUCCUCCAGCUCCUGUUCAAGGUGGCAGUGGCGGAUCCAUACUUGGAAGCAUUGGUUCAACCAUUGCUCAAGGCAUGGCUUUUGGUGGUGGAAGUGCUAUGGCACACAGGGCUGUAGAUGCUGUGCUAGGUCCUCGCACCAUUCAGCACGAAAGUGUUGUAUCUGAAGCUGCUGCUGCCCCAGCACCCCACAUGAACAGUAUCGGUGGCUCUGAUGCUUGUGGUGUGCAUUCUAAGGCAUUCCAAGAUUGCCUGAAUAGCUCUGGCAAUGAUAUCAGCAAGUGUCAGUUCUAUAUGGAUAUGUUGUCCGAGUGCAAGAGGAACUCAGGUUCUAUGAUGAGUGCCUAAGUAGUCCACCAUACUUUGCAAUACAUUGAAAAAACUCUUCUAUUUUGCUUUUGAUUACUGUGUUUGGUGGAUUGACACUACAUAUUUUUUACCAGUGAUUUCCGUCUACUAUUAUUGUUUUAGCUAAUGAACAUGGUUUUAUGCAUGCUUGCAAUAAAGGUACCAAACUUGAAUCUUUUAUGAACUCUUUGGUUGAAAUGGAGGCACAUCAGGGUUGUUGCUGAUGUUUCUCCAGAUGUAAUGCUAUUGCAUAUCUACUGCCUAAUGAGUUCUACAUUUGGGUGUUUCUGAUAUGUGAAAUCUUAGCUGUACAGUAAUGCUUAAAUUUGAAAGACAGAUUACAAAUAUGGGG
Messenger RNA from Ilex paraguariensis (yerba mate), 830 nucleotides. The record is from the annotation of a GenBank genome assembly. NCBI's taxonomy places the organism in Eukaryota, Viridiplantae, Streptophyta, Magnoliopsida, Aquifoliales, Aquifoliaceae.